GACGUUAUUCUGCCUGCCGUCGUCAAGUCUUCACUGGAAGAUAACAGAUUAGGGCUUGAAAAUUCCAGCUCCAUGUGAUCGUUUCUUCUGGACAAUGUUGUCAGUUUCUCUCGCUCUAGAAGCUACAGAUUAGGGUUUCUGUCUCCCAGCUACAAAUUGUUUGAUUUCAUCAUCAUACUGCUUACUCUCAGAUUCUCCUAUCAGCAGCUGCUGCCUUACGACGAUUUGGGUUCUGGCCUUCAACUAUUUAAUUCGGCCAUUCAUUUUCUGCAGUUCGAUCUUAUGGACCUUAGAAAAAAUAAAAAUAAAGAGAUAAUUGUAAUUUACAUGGAAUUGUAGAAUGAUUGUUAAAGAUUGGAAGAGAUAGAGACGAUGGGUGAUUUUGAUGAUGAUUACGACGAUGCCCCAAUUGUUUUCAAGCGUAGUGCAACUUCAAAGAACAACUACUCAAACUCAGGGAUUAAAAAGUCAUCAUCGCAAAAGGAUGAUCUUCAGCCUGUGAAGCAGGGUUCUCAAGUGCAUUCUUCGAACGGACAAAACUCAGAUGCUCAAAAGGGUAAGACGGUUCAAGCAUCACCAUUGAGAUCUCCUCUAGCUAGCCAGAAACUUCCAAAUUCUUCUAUCAAGACACCACCUGUAAAACCACUUGCAAGUUGUAAACAGUCUAAUUCAGCUUCUGUGCAAUCAAAACCAUCAUCUCAGCAGAAUAGAACUACAUCUGUUAAAAGAGAGCAGUUAGAAAGUGACUCAGAAGAUGACAAACCUCUGGGUUCCAGAAUGUCUGGAAUCACAGCGAGGAGUUCAGUAAAUCCUAUCAAGAAGCCACAUUCUUCUAGUGUUGCCUCUCUCCCAAAAGAAAAAAAUGAAGAUUCGAAUGUUGAAGUUCUUUUGUCAUCAAGUCUUAAAACAAAGUCAAAUACUGGAGCAUCCAGUAGCAAGCUUAUUGAGUCCAAUGAUAAUAAACCCGUGCUAUCAAAGGUUCAACAAAAUGGGUCAACUAAAAAAGAUAACCUAGUUAAAAAACCUGCCACCCCUGCAAUUAAGAGAGAGCUAGAUGAAGCCAAAUCUUCAAGUCAACAAUAUCCUAAAAAGCCUAAGCUCGUUGAUUCACAUCCACAAGCUCCUGUUAAAGCACCAAUGCUUGACAAAGAGGAGGAUGAUUCUGUUCCUAUUUCCCAGCGGAUAAAGAAGGUGUCAACAUCCAGUAAUAAAUCAUCAUCAACAAAAAAGAAAGUGACAAAGGUACAGACAACCAAUUUCAAGAAAGGUAAAAAGAUUCAGAAAGUUGUGAAAAACUCAAAGUAUUUGAAGUCAACAAAGAUGGAGCCUAGCUCUGGUGAAGGACAAAAGUGGACUACCUUGUCUCACAAUGGUGUCAUCUUCCCACCUCCAUACAAACCUCAUGGGGUUAAAAUGCUCUAUAAGGGAAAACCUGUUGAUUUGACAUCAGAAGCAGAAGAGGUGGCUACAAUGUUUGCGGUGAUGUUGGAUACUGAUUACAUGAACAAAUCUCAAUUCAAAGAAAAUUUUAUGAAUGACUGGAGAAAAAUCCUUGGGAAAAAACAUGUAAUUCAGAAUUUGGAAGACUGUGAUUUCACCCCCAUAUAUGAGUGGCAUCAAAGGGAGAAGGAGAAGAAAAAACAAAUGACCACAGAGGAAAAGAAGGCAUUGAAAGAGGAGAAAUUAAUUCAGGAGGAGAAGUAUAUGUGGGCUAUUGUUGAUGGUGUCAAAGAAAAGGUUGGGAACUUCAGGGUUGAACCACCUGGAUUAUUCAGAGGCCGUGGAGAGCAUCCAAAGAUGGGUAAGCUGAAAAAACGCAUUUGGCCAAGUGACAUCACCAUAAAUAUGGGGAAGGAGGCGCCCAUUCCAGAAUGCCCCAUCCCUGGUCAAAGCUGGAAAGAGAUUAGGCAUGACAAUACAGUCACAUGGCUAGCCUACUGGAAUGAUCCUAUCAAUCCAAAGGAAUUUAAAUAUGUCUUUUUGGCUGCCAGCAGCUCCUUAAAAGGGCAAAGUGACAAGGAGAAAUAUGAGAAAGCAAGGCUACUGAAGGAUUACAUACAAGGGAUCAGAACCGCCUACACCAAGGACUUCACCAGUAAAGAUGUCACAAAGCGUCAAAUAGCAGUUGCUACCUAUCUCAUUGAUAAACUGGCUCUCAGGGCAGGCAAUGAGAAGGAUGAUGAUGAAGCCGACACUGUUGGUUGCUGCACAUUGAAAGUAGAAAAUGUUGAACCAAAGCCUCCAAAUAUCUUGAAGUUUGACUUUCUUGGUAAAGAUUCAAUAAGAUAUCAAAAUGAGGUUGAAGUGGAACAUUUAGUAUUCAAGGCGAUUCAACAAUUCCGCUCCGGGAAAAAGGACGGUGAUGAUCUUUUUGACAAGCUGGAUACCAGUAAAUUGAAUGCUCAUCUCAAGGAGCUCAUGCCUGGACUCACCGCCAAAGUUUUCCGUACAUAUAAUGCCUCUAUAACAUUAGAUGAUAUGUUAAGCAGGGAAACCACUGAUGGUGAUCUUGCUGUAAAGGUGGUGGUUUAUCAGCAUGCAAAUAAAGAGGUUGCAAUUAUUUGUAAUCAUCAACGUACUGUUUCCAAGUCACAUUCUACACAAAUGUCUAGGCUGAAUGAGAAGAUAGAUGAAUUAAAGGGUGUUAUUGAAGAGCUUAAAACAGAUUUAUCUCGAGCGAAGAAAGGGAAACCCCCAUUGAAGAAUGAUGAUGGAAAACCAAAAAGGAACUUGAAUCCAGAAGCACUAGAGAAAAAAAUAGCUCAAACAACAGCGAAGAUUGAGAAAAUGGAACGGGACAAAGAGACUAAAGAGGAUUUGAAAACUGUUGCAUUAGGGACCUCUAAGAUCAACUACCUUGAUCCAAGGAUCAGUGUUGCCUGGUGUAAAAGGCAUGAAGUUCCUAUAGAGAAGAUAUUUAACAAGUCACUUUUGGCUAAAUUUGCUUGGGCCAUGGAUGUAGAGCCUAGCUUUAGAUUUUGAAAAUCUUAUACUGGUGGAGAGAAGAACUCAACAAACAACAAUGGCAUUAUUUUGCACAAAGUGGAUGUAUGCAAAUCUUUUUUUAAAGUGGAUGAUUCAUUGUAUAGGUUCUCAAAGAUGAACACAUCUUGCACAAACUAUAUAAAUGAAGUACAUUCUUUUUUAUUUUUGAAAAAAGAGGGCAUGAGAAGACUAUUAUUAUGUCUUAAAAUUAGGUUGUGUUAUAAAAUAUUCAAUGUCUUGUUUCUCAAAA
This is a messenger RNA of Impatiens glandulifera, 3235 nucleotides long. Its product is annotated as DNA topoisomerase 1 alpha-like. Gene Ontology annotation, cellular component: chromosome; nucleolus. The coding region runs from base 373 to 2982 and encodes 869 amino acids. Gene Ontology annotation, molecular function: DNA binding; DNA topoisomerase type I (single strand cut, ATP-independent) activity. The transcript has 16 exons. Lineage: Eukaryota; Viridiplantae; Streptophyta; Magnoliopsida; Ericales; Balsaminaceae. The record is from RefSeq and is a predicted model, not a curated record. Gene Ontology annotation, biological process: DNA topological change; DNA replication; chromosome segregation.